Grus americana (Whooping crane) is the source of this 3800-nucleotide messenger RNA. RefSeq names its product complement C8 beta chain (gene C8B). The record is from RefSeq and is a predicted model, not a curated record. Gene Ontology annotation, biological process: immune response. Bases 105 to 1994 code for a protein of 629 amino acids. The transcript is spliced from 11 exons. Lineage: Eukaryota; Metazoa; Chordata; Aves; Gruiformes; Gruidae. Gene Ontology annotation, molecular function: protein binding. Gene Ontology annotation, cellular component: membrane attack complex.
AGCUGCUGUUUACAGUGCGGAGAAACGACCCGGGAAUUUAUCUUUUGCUACUUGAACCUUUUCAACUCACCCCCCUGCCCCGGCCCCCCACCCCGGCAGACGGAAUGGGAGCGGUGGUGGUUUCGAAUCGCCGAUGGUACCUCGGAGCGAUGAGCACAGCACGCACCGCGUUUGCUCCGUGCCCCGUCAAACUGUUGCUGCUUUUUGCCGUGCUUGGCGGCAUUCACUGCUUUGGUGGUGAAAAGGAGUCCCUUAACCUCAGUGGCACCAACGAGAGCGUGGCCAACAGCAGGCGUGUCCGGUCCGUGAGCAACCUGCCACAGCCCCGUGACUGCAUCCUCUCCGCUUGGUCCUCGUGGAGCAAGUGUGAUCCCUGUCAAAAGAAAAGGUACAGAUUUGCCCGCCUGGAACAACCUUCUCAGUUCAAUGGAGAUCCAUGUGAUUACUCCGAUAAAGAAACCGAAGACUGCGUUACAAAUAAUCCUUGCAAGAAUAAAGUUAGAUGUGAAGGCUUUGUGUGCGCGGUUACGGGGAGAUGCAUUACACGGAGGCUGCUUUGUAAUGGGGAUGAUGACUGUGGGGACCAGUCAGAUGAAAAAAACUGCAAAAAAGUGUUUAAAAAAUGUGACCAGAAGAUGGAGGAAUACUGGGGAAUAGAGAAUCUGGCAAAAGGGUUAAAUAUCUUCACAAACAACUUGGAAGGAUUAGUUCUUGAUCACAGGUACUAUGCUGGGGGAUGUUCUCCCCAUUACAUUGUGGACACAAGAUUCAGAAAGCCAUACAACGUAGAAAGCUAUACACCAGAGACCAAAAGCAAAUAUGAAUUCACAAUGACUGAAUAUGACUCCUACUCAAAUUAUGAAAGCAACGUCCUGAAGGCAAAAGCUUCACAGACUAGCUUCAGCUUUGGGAUAAAAAUACCAGGAGUGUUUGAACUUGGUUACAAUUCUAACGACAACAGGUUCAAGAAGUUCAUUCAAAGGAUGAAAAGAUUUUCUUCAACUUCCAGCAAAUUUAUUCACGCCCGUUCUGAGCUGGCUGUCGCCAUUUAUAAGCUGAAGCCCCGAGCCCUGAUGCUGCAUUAUGAGUUCCUGCAGAGACUCCAUCAGCUCCCGUCAGAGUACAGCUACGGGGAGUACAGAGAGCUCUACAGAGACUACGGCACCCAUUACAUCACGGAGGCUACCGUUGGUGGCAUCUACGAAUAUACUUUAGUCAUGAACAGCAACGAGCUCCGAAAGGCAGGUUAUUCUCUGACCGAUGUCCAGAAAUGUGCACAGCAUGGCUUUAACAUUGGUGCAAAUAUUAACAGUGUCUAUCUGAAGCUUGGAAUAACUGAAGCCGGCUGUAAAUCCCUUUUAAAAGAAAUUGGAGACAGCACCUCCAAAAAACAGUAUGUGGAAGAUUUCAUUGUCCUUGUUCGGGGUGGAGCAAGCGAGCAUGUUACCGCGUUGGCUUACAAAGACCUGCCGACGGCUGCGCUCAUGCAGGAGUGGGGAGAUGCUGUACAGUACAACCCUGAAAUCAUAAAACUAAAGGCAGAGCCGCUGUAUCAGCUGGUGACUCCGACAGAUUUCGCUAAUGCAAUGGCAAUAAAAGAAAAUCUGCGACGGGCUCUUGACGAGUUUCAGCUGGAGACCAGCGCUUGUCGCUGUGCUCCGUGCCACGGCAAUGGGAUCCCCUUUCUGCAAGGAACCGAGUGUCAAUGCUUAUGUCCCCUUGGCCGCAGCGGCGCUGCCUGUCAGAUCAGCAAGAGGGAAGGUAAGAGGGACCCCAAGUCUGAGGAGACGGUCCCAGCAGUAUUUAGGAGUGUCCGGGGCGGGCGGCUGGUGGCUGGGGAGGAAUGCCCAGCGCUGGCUGUCCCCACUCUGUCCAGCCCAGUGCACAAGGGGUUAGAGUCCUGCGGAGGGACAGAGACACUUCGCCUGUCCUCUUCUAAAUCUCUUUGCACUCACGAGGAGGUGCCUUUACUUUUGCAAUUCAAAGCUGCAUAAACACACCGUGUAAUUAUAUCAAAAUACAAACUCCUACCUAAUUUACCAUCUGUGGCAAUCCUCAGGUCUUCUCCAACAGCUCUGUUUCCUAAGUUUUUCCCUUUGCUACAGCCAGUAUGUUGCAAAUUGGUUUCCCCCAGAUAUACUACCAUGCAUUUUAAUCUUAAAAUCUUACUAUGCUGUUUUGAAGUAUUUGCUAAUGCUUUUUGGUCACUUUGGAUCGCUGCUGUCUCUUGACUGAUGUUCCUAACUCCGUCUAUUUUAGGAUGAUCUGUGAAUUUAAUCAUUUUGUUUACUUCUUCCAGCUCAUUAAUUUAGAAGCUAAAUAAUAGCAAAUCUCAGGCACCCAGAGCUCUGGCACCAUCCCACAAUUUGAUGCACUGCAUUUAUCAUUGCGCUUUGUUUACAGUCUUUUAUCCAGUUCUCAUUCUGCAUGACUGUGUCCCAACUAAGCCAGGCUGAAAUUUAUUUUAAGCCAAGAUAUCGCUGAGCAGAGGGUCAAUUUUGUAGGUGUUUCUAAGGAAGUCCACGGAGCCUUAAUCUGUGGAGUCACUUACACCUUGUUCCAGUCUGCUUACCACACAUGUAAUCGCAUCUGACCCUCCCAAAGAGUCACAUCCAUCCACUUGUCAACAUGUAACUUCCUUUCUCACUCCCCUUUCCUCCUUUUAUGUAUUCUCUUCGUGUUCAGCUCCAUGAUUCUCGGGAUUUUGAAUUUAUGUCACUCACAUGCUCAGGGUCCAGAAGAAACAGUGUAAUAGAAAAAGCAAUGGAUAGAACGCUGAAUAUUCAAGCUGUUGUUCAUUGAAGAAGAACGUGCUAACAUUUCCCCUAGCACCUCCAAAUGUGGCUGACACAAGUUUAGCUGCUGUUUUCCUUACCUAAGCUUGGACUACGUCAGACAGAGAAACACCCUACAAGCAAAAAUAAAGCCAAUUGAUUUUUUUUUUUUUUCCUUGUCCUUGCUGCAUAAAGUGUAGUUUGAACAAACACCAGAAAUGCUGAACGGACAAUUAACAUCUUUAAAACAAUGACUCAUUGGUAAUGACUCAAGUAUAUUGUUAGUGGUGUGGACAGGGGCAGAGCUGUUUGUAUUUAAAUAUGAUUCAUGGAAGCCAACAGCUCUUCCCAUGGAAAGAGCUGCUUUGCUUUGUUCUGACAGUCCUUUCUGGCUUUGGGGUUUUUUUUUUCCAGAUGCUGCUAUUAAUGGAAACUGGGAUUGCUGGGCCAGCUGGUCUCCGUGUUCAGGAGGUCAACGAACAAGGAGACGACAGUGCAACAACCCUGCACCGCAAAAUGGUGGUUCAUCAUGCUCAGGGCCGGACGCUGAGAUGGUUACUUGCUAGAGGGAAUCACUAGGAACUUACACCAAGCUGAUGAGCCGUUUGCAGGCUGAGUGGGAAGAUGUUACCUGACUGGCUCACUAAGAUGGCUUCGCUCUGCUUGCAGGUCUCAUCCAAGCGCGUUGAAGUUGGAGACAUUUCAGAAGGCAUUGAGAGCUGGGGGGGUGUUAUGAAUCACACCUUUGGACAUGCUUUGCAGUUGUCCCAUGGGACUGAAUGCGCUUACUGUUCUUAAUAUUUUGACUUUCUCUGUCUUUCUUGCAAUGGGCUGAGACAAGCUUUAUCUCCUGCCUUAUUUGGUAGCUGCAUGAUUUUACAUUUUACUGUCUUGAAGGUUCCUUUGAGAUAAGAAAAGACUGUUUGAUCUUACGUGCACCAGAAUGUGCGCUAAUAUGCAGCUUCUGUGAAGACAGCUGUGUCAUGUGGAGCAAAAUACAGCAUAUUAAAGUCUAAAUCUCAAUGA